AUGGAGCGGCAGCAGGAGCUGAAGGUGCUGCUGAAGCGCUGGGAAGCAGAAUUCCUGCGGGAGCGGCUCCGCAAACCCAGCCAGGCCGACAUCGAGGAGGCUCCGGCGGAAACGCGCAAACUUUCCCUUCCUCCCUCCCUGAAAAAAAAUCCCCAAAAUUCCCCAGAAUUCCCAGACCAAAAUCCCAAUUUUUUCCCCAUUCCUGGAAAAUUCCAGCGUCUCCAACGGAGCGUGGCCCAAACCUUGGCAUCUCUGGACCCCGCCUGGAUCCAGAGGUGCGAGGAAUCCCAAAAAACCUGGGAAUUUUCGGGACCUGCGGCGGAAGUUUUGGGGAAUGUGGGGAGGAAAAGGCCCCGGGACGGGGAUGGAGACGUCGAGGCUCCGGCCAAGGUGGGCAGAGAAUCCAAACCCGGAAUUCCUGAGCUGAGGGAAAACCCAGAAAAGGAGAAGGAAAAAGAAAAAGAAGAAGGAAAAAUUCCCAAACGGAUCCGGAGAAUUCUGGAGGAGGAAGAGGAAGAGGAGGAGGAAGAACCCAAAACCACACGCAGGGCUCGAGCCCCGGCCCGGGGCAAUUUCGUCCGCCUCAACCUGAAGAGAAAAUCGUAUUCCCGCGCAUCCAUGAGGGGAAAAUUCCUCCGCAAACAGGUUUGGAAGCAAAAAUGGAGAAAAAAGUUCGGGGGGGCACUGGGCCUCGGAGUGCCGAGGGAAGGAUUUGGGAUCGUUCCCCGAGGAAGUUCCGCAGGAGAAGCCGCUCCUCACUCUGGAGGAAGUGGCCCAAAGAACCAAUGGAGAUUUUAUCCCAGAAAUUCCCGAUGGCUCCAACCCAGAGAAUUCCCAGCUCGCCUUGGAUUCCCUGGAAUUCCCUCAGAAUUCUCUGGAAUUUUCCCCCCCCCCCCCAUGGAUCCCCUUUACCCCCCAAACCCCGAUGGGACCGUCCCAGAUCCUCCUGAGGAGGUGCUGGAAGCUCUGAGAACGUUGGGAUUCGAUUCCUUCCGCCCUGGCCAGGCUGAGGCUGUCAUGAGGGUCCUUUCUGGAAUCUCCACACUGCUGCUGCUGCCCACAGGCUCGGGCAAAUCCCUGUGUUACCAACUCCCCGCCUUCCUCUACCACCGCCGGUCCCCCUGCAUCUCCAUCGUCAUCUCCCCCCUCGUCUCCCUCAUGGACGACCAGGUUUCCGGCCUCCCCUCAGCUCUCAAAGCCGUCUGCAUCCACUCCAACCUCACCCCAUCCCAGCGAAGCAGCGUUUCCCACCAGGUCAGGAGCGGCCGAGCCCAAAUCCUGCUGCUUUCCCCGGAAUCUGUGACGGGGUCAGAAUUUUUUUCCCGCCUUUUCCGCCAUUUCCCUCCCGUGGCUUUCGCCUGCCUGGACGAAGCUCAUUGCAUCUCCCAAUGGUCCCACAAUUUCCGACCCGCUUACCUCAGGGUCUGCAAGGUUCUCCGGGAGCGUUUGGGCGUUCGGUGCUUCCUGGGCCUCACGGCCACGGCCACGGUGGCCACGGCUCGGGACGUGGCAGAACAUUUGGGGAUUCCCGAGGGAAAUUCCACCGUCGGCACCUUCGGAAUUCCCGAAAAUCUGCGGCUCUCCGUGUCCCUGGAGGCCGACCCGGAUCAGGGCGUGCUGCGGGUGCUGCGCGAGUGGAGCCGGGAGAAUUUUGGGAAUUGCGGCGAUUUUGGGAAUUCUGUGAUCGUUUAUUGCACGCGCAGGGAGGAGAGCGAGCGGCUGGCGGCGCUGAUCCACAACGAGUUCCCUGAGGUGCCGGGGACAAAAACCCUGAAAGGGGUGCUGUGCGCCACGGCCUGCGUGGGCCUGGGCAUCCACUGCGGCCGCGUCAGGGCCGUCCUGCUCCACGGCGGCACCGCCUGCGCCGAGAGCUUCCUGCAGCACGUGGGCAGGGCCGGCAGGGACGGGCAGCCGGCCCGGGGACACCUGUGUCUGCACAGCGGGGGUGAGGAUUUUCUGGAAUUGCGUCGCCGCAUCCAUGAAAACUCCGUGGAUUUCUGGGCGGUCAAGGCUUUGGUGCAGAGAGUUUUUGCUCCUUGUCAAUGCCCAGAAAUUGCGGGGCAAAAUCCGGAAAAUUCCCAGCUCGCUUCGGAGACACUCGGUGCCGCUCUGUGUGUACGGCGCGCCUCGGCUCGCUUCGGAGACACUCGGAGCCGCUCGGUGUGGUCGGCCCGCCUCGGCUCGCUUCGGAGACACUCGGAGCCGCUCGGUGCGUUCUCCGCGGCGCGGCGCGGCUCCCUGAGGGCGGGCAAGCGGCGCCGCCUCACGUUAAACUCGCCUAGCUCGGGGCUCUCCUGCUGCCGCGUCCCGCGGGCGGCCCGGCCAUCGCACGGACACGACCGGGAGCGCGGGCGGGGACAGGAGCUCAUUAGGCUGUGA
This is a messenger RNA of Camarhynchus parvulus, 2379 nucleotides long. It is a transcript of the gene RECQL4, whose product is annotated as RecQ like helicase 4. The record is from RefSeq and is a predicted model, not a curated record. Gene Ontology annotation, molecular function: 3'-5' DNA helicase activity; four-way junction helicase activity; ATP binding. NCBI's taxonomy places the organism in Eukaryota, Metazoa, Chordata, Aves, Passeriformes, Thraupidae. Gene Ontology annotation, biological process: telomere maintenance; double-strand break repair via homologous recombination. Gene Ontology annotation, cellular component: chromosome; nucleus; cytoplasm.